Perognathus longimembris pacificus (Pacific pocket mouse) is the source of this 4545-nucleotide messenger RNA. RefSeq names its product cellular communication network factor 4 (gene Ccn4). The record is from RefSeq and is a predicted model, not a curated record. NCBI's taxonomy places the organism in Eukaryota, Metazoa, Chordata, Mammalia, Rodentia, Heteromyidae. The coding region runs from base 64 to 1194 and encodes 376 amino acids. Gene Ontology annotation, molecular function: integrin binding; heparin binding. Gene Ontology annotation, cellular component: extracellular region; extracellular matrix. The transcript has 5 exons. Gene Ontology annotation, biological process: cell adhesion; signal transduction.
UGGGCCCGGCCAGUCUGGGCCCAGAGCUCCCAAGAGGCGGCCAGGUCCUCCUCCUCCGAGCCCAUGGCGGGCUCCCGGUCCCCUGGCGCGAGCUGGGUCCUGCUGUGGCGGCUGGCAGCGGGGGCAGCGGCGGUGGUGGGCAGCGUCCUGACCACGGCCCUCUCUCCAACCCCGGCACCGGGAGCCUUCACCCCAACUCCACUGGAGGACACAACCUCACGCCCCGAAUUCUGCAAGUGGCCUUGUGAAUGCCCACGGGCCCCGCCCCGCUGCCCACGGGGGGUCAGCCUCAUCACAGACGGCUGCGAAUGCUGCAAGAUAUGCGCCCAGCAACUCGGGGACAACUGCACAGAGGCUGCGGUCUGCGACCCCCACCGGGGCCUCUACUGCGACUACAGCGUGGACCACCCGAGGUACGCAAUAGGAGUAUGUGCACAGGUGGUCGGCGUGGGCUGCAUCCUCAACGGUGUGCGCUACACCAACGGAGAGUCCUUCCAGCCCAGCUGCAGGUACAACUGCACGUGCAUCGCCGGCGCGGUGGGCUGCACGCCUCUGUGCCUGCGGGCGCGGCCCCCGCGCCUCUGGUGCCGCCAGCCCCGGCGCGUGAACGUGCCCGGCCAGUGCUGCCAGCAGUGGGUGUGUGACGAUGACGCCCGGAGGCCGCGCCAGACCGCCCUGCUGGACACCGGCGCCUUCGCUGCCGCAGCAGGCGAGGGGGAGCCCUGGCACCGGAACUGCAUCGCCUACACCAGCCCCUGGAGCCCGUGUUCCACCACCUGCGGCCUGGGGGUCUCCACUCGGAUCUCCAACGUCAACGCGCGGUGCUGGCCAGCGCAGGAGAGCCGCCUCUGCAACCUGCGGCCGUGUGACGUGGACGUCCGCCCCUUCAUCAAGGCAGGGAAGAAGUGUCUGUCCGUGUACCAGCCAGAGGAGCCCACGAACUUCACUCUGGCCGGCUGUGUCAGCGCUCGCUCCUACCGACCUAAGUACUGUGGAGUCUGCACGGAUAACAGGUGCUGCAUCCCGUACAAAUCCAAGACCAUCUCUGUCUCCUUCCAGUGUCCUGAGGGGCCCGGCUUCUCCCGCCAGGUCCUGUGGAUUAACGCUUGCUUCUGUAACCUGAGCUGUAGGAACCCCAAUGAUAUUUUCGCAGACUUGGAACCCUACCCUGACAUCUCAGAAAUUGCCAAUUAGGCAGGCACAAUUCAUAGAGUUUGGGACCUGCCUCAAAUGAUUGCAAAGCAGUCAGCCCUCCGUGGCCAGCAACGUGACAGUGGAACGUUCUUUUGGCGACUCGCUACUCACUUCGAAUGAUCCUGACCCAAACUCACCGCCUCUUUUCCUGUCUUCAUCUGCUCAAAUGACCCAAGAUGGGGCUGCUCAGGCCCAGAAAUACAGAUCCCCUCCUUGGUGACAUUCUGUACCAUGCCAAAGAAAAGGUCUGUCUCUCUGCCUACUCUGGAGAAGACCCAAGACCGAUCCAACCCAUUCAAGCCAUUGGAAGUCCUCGCGGAAAUUGCUUUUGUCCCAAGGAAUGCAAGGAGCUAGAGAUCGAGUAUCCUGAAUUUCUUCUUUGGGUGCCAAACUGGAAGACCUUUGGGAUCCAUUCAGAAGGAUGGAUAGAACUUGGCAUAGUAGAAUAAGCUAUGGUUUGGGUUCUGUCAUAUGGCACUCUAAUAGUCAAUUCUGUUCUCAGCACACCAAAAUUUGUAGCUAUGACUCCAAAGAUACGUGCGCUACAAGAGUACCAAAUAUUCUCCCAGUGCAAUAAGUAGUUUUAUGAUUUCUAAUGGAAAGGGGAAUUCACUGACCUGAGCCUUGUCAAGUUUAAAUUUCUCUUUCCCCGCCCAACUGUGAAGGGUCCAAAGUGAGUUCAUCCCACCCUGGAGUGAAUUUGAUAAAGCUCCAUUGUUGUUUGUGGGGGGGGGGGGGGAGCCCCCAGUCGGUCCUCCAGACGGGGCAAAGCCAGCUUGUUUCAGAAGCAGCAAACGACCAGAGCGCUCAGUGCUGCCCUAGACCCCUGUGAAGCACAAAGCAGAUCUUCCAGGCUGGGUAUGGGUCCAACUGAACACUGCUUCACCCUUCAUUAGCCCGGGUGGCUUCCAGGGUUCACGUUCGUAAAACCCCAAACCCCCCUGAGUCCAGGACACAUCUCUGUCUGCAGCCAUGACCUAUUUGACAGCCUUAGGAGCUACAGAUCCACACAAUUCAAUUUUCUGGUGUGAGGAGAGAGGUUGAUCAGAGGUUUGGAAAUGUAUUUCAUGGGAGUUAAAAACCAAAGAGGGGUUGGAAGGAAGAGAAGGUGGCUGCAAAUAGAAAUGGGGCUAUUAUUUAUUUUGUUAGUAAAAUACACCAGUGGCCGUCACAUUAUUUUCAUUUAGUACCUCCGUGUCUCACAUGUACCUGCUCCUCGAAUCGCCACGGUCACGUUAGGGAGUUUCCUUGGUUAUUUCUGUUCUUAUAAAUGUGAAAUGGAAGCUCAGAAAGGUAAAGAAACAGCGUGGGUCAUCACAUCCACGCGGUCUAGCUUCGUAACCCCCGGCUUCUCCUGUUUCUAAAUAGGUCAGGGUAGAAAAUAUAUGGUAGUAAGCAUCUUCUUGCUUUUUUUCUGUUGUUCUUAUCCUUGUCCUUCUAGCUCCUUUUCCUGAGUGAGUAUCUGAUUUGCUGACAUUGAGUUGCCUAAGCCUACAAAAUAGGUAGCUUAGAGAAAAAUCCAUGCAUCCCCUAUAAACUAUCUCUCCUGAAAAUCGGAAGCAGCUCCCAGCAUGUGCUUAGCAUAUGUCUGCCCAUCGCUGCGUACUGACGGGUAAUAAAGAGGGCUGCUUGCGAAGGGAAAACGGACUGGGCCUAGGUGACCUCACGUAGACAGAGCCCUGCAUGAAGCACAAAAGGGCAAGUCAAAUAAAUUGUGCUUAAGCUCCUGCUUGGAUUUAGAAAUGCUCCUUAAUUGGCUUAGAAGUGCUCUUCUUCCAGGUGUGUGAAAAAUCUAUUUUUUUUUAAGAAUCAGGGAAAAUCUUAUGUUGAGUGCCACAGGAAGAGACUUAAUAUUUCAAAGGAGGGGAUGUUUAAGAAUUCUCACGUAAAGAGAACUCACCCCAGGGUGAAGCUCUACCCUAAGCUCCACCCAUUGUGUGGUUCAUGAUAGCAACACUAACCAUUAACAUUGAAGCCCUGUGAACUUCAGCACAAACUCCAGAGCUAGGUGGUUCGCAUUAGAUUUGCAUCCUGACUCUGGAAACUCUGGAAAUUCCAUUUGUUGAGCAUCCUAUUGGUGAUAAACUUUACGUUGUCGGAUCAGUGAUCACUAUGCUCGAGUCUACACUUCUCUUCCCCGUUUUAGAAAUAGAAACUCUGGAACUCAAAGAGGAAGAAGUUGGAGUUCAAACCCAAGCUUGUUCUGUUGUACAAAGGUACAGCUUGGGGGAUGGGGGCGGGGGGCUUCUCCGGGAAGAGCCCGGAUGAUUCCCAUGAGAGACUCCCAUUGACAAGGGUUCAAAUCUAUCCAGUAGAUCUUGCCCUGGUCCCUUGUAACUUUAUGCUCUAGGAUAAAGGAAAGGCACAAUUACUUAACCUUCAAUGAAGAUAUUUAUAUCAGUAGCUAGACCAAAUUCCUCAGGUGUUCUGGGAAAAGGAGGGAUUUCCAUGCUCCCCAUACCAUCCAUUGGUUCUUGCUGGAAGGAUAGCUGUCGUGGGGGCCCUUGGCAUGCCACCCUCGUCAGAGGACUGCUGUUGGGUACGGGCUGCCUGAUCUCCUUGCUCCUCACGGUGAACUCAGGAGACCCCCGCCUUGCCAGUGCCCCGUGUUAGAGAUGAGCUAGCUGAGUCUCACAGGCAAAUCAUUCGUUUAAGGUUCUCCCCACCAGCACACGGAAGGCCGGGAUUCCAAACCCAGGAUUAGCAGAGCCCUGGCCCAUCUUUUUGACACUCGGCUGAUGAUCCUGCUCCCAAGUCAUCGGAGCAACUUUUCCAGGAGGCGCUUUGCUGAACAGAGGUCCACAAGGGUGAUUGAAGAUGUUUCAGAGGUUGAGAAGAGAAAGUAGAUCUGAACGAUAGGUUUGUUCGCCCGGCCCCCGACCCAUCUCCUUAAUAUUGUACUGUGUCUGCAGAGGGGCUGAGGAGAAGCAAGGUAGCCUGACUUGCGUGCUGAAUUACGUCAUUGCUUUUUUUAAAGAUGCAAAGCCACCAUGAUGAGGAUAGGCUGCCUAGUGGGAUUCAUUCAUGGUCAGAAGGAUCGACUGUGUUCUUGCACACGUAUGUGUGUAUAUAUGUAUGUAUGUAUCUAGUUUUUAAACUGUGAUUUCGUAUUUAAAUAUGUGUACUGCCAUUUUUGUAAGUGAAUAAAUGAUACAUAGGGAGAAGUGCCUUGGAAUUUCCCAGGAGAGGAAUAAUCACUCUUGGGCAAUCUGACAGGUCUUACACUAUUCCUCAUUUUUCUCAUCAUCUGUGUAGCAUGGGACGUGUUUGCUUGAUGUGGAAAGUUUUCAUUGCUCCAAUCCUUUGUUUAUGGCUUUUCCUCCUUAAAGCAAUAAAUCAUCAGCAAAAUCA